Molecule: messenger RNA, 2679 nt
Organism: Dothidotthia symphoricarpi CBS 119687
Lineage: Eukaryota; Fungi; Ascomycota; Dothideomycetes; Pleosporales; Dothidotthiaceae
Exons: 2
Coding region: 74-2455 (793 amino acids)
Biological process (GO): transcription by RNA polymerase III
Cellular component (GO): transcription factor TFIIIC complex
Molecular function (GO): protein binding
Source: RefSeq, a predicted model, not a curated record
CUACACCCUAGUCACACCGUCCUAAUCGAGACACACCAAUCAGUCGCUAUACUGCACGAGACUUGUGACCGUUAUGCCCGAAGCGCGCGCGCGCCGCCAGUCGCGUCCUGCGUCGUACCGUGUCGGCGAUGAGUAUUCGUUUCUGGAUGAGGAUGGUGGCACGCAAACACCGAGUGCUCGAGAGCAGCUAGACGACGAUGAGGAUAGCGAUGACUUUAUGCCGGAUGUUGAGGAACCGGAGCCAGAUGAUGAUUUUGACGAGGAUGUAGUGGAGGACGAGGAUGAAGAUGAAGACGCAGACGAUGCCGAUGGUGUUUCUGAAAGAGAUGGAUCCCACAGACGCGCCUCUUCAAUCAUCGAUGUCGAUGAUCUCGUUCCCACCACGCCGAAUGGGAAGCGCACCAAGAAAGGCGCGAAGAGCGAGUUGCCCCGCGUACAGAGAAUCGCGCCUCAGGACCAGGUUAAAACUCCCGUCAGCGUUGUUAAGGGUAAUGGUGUGCUCCCGCGUCCCAUGGGGACUGACAGGGCUUCUUUGCAUGCGCGAGGUGUGGCGGAGUUCAGCAAGAUUGGCGGGCAGGAGCUGCGGCUUAAGGACCUCUUUGGGCCGACGGACAAAGACCUCAGGCCUAUCCUUAUGACGCGGGACCAUUGGGAUGUGCAAGAGACGCUGCCUUAUCGAGAUAAAGGGGGCUUGAAGGGAGGGCUACGGCGAAGCUUCUUUGAGAGCGAGGAGGCGAGAGAAAAGGAUGUCCUGACUCUGAGGAAAUGGUACGCCAGUAACGGGAGAGACGCGUUUGCAAGAGGGCAAAAGAGUAGAACGCUAAAUGCGCAGGAGGCGAAGUCAUACACGAUGAACGACGGGCCGGCAUCGCUGAAUGUGCUCAUGGGUACUAUCAAUGCGCCCCAGCUGCACGCAAUGAAGAAAGGCACCUACAUCAGCACCGCGCAGCCUUACAUGGAUCAGAAGAGCCGACGGGGCUGGGUCCUCAAUCUCGGCUCGCGAGUCCAAGAAGCGCAAUGGGCAUCGAGUGAGGAGGGCAGGACACAGUAUCUCGCCGUCGCCGUGGAACAGAAACAAACAGAAGGCCGUCAACCAAAACCGUACGAAAACCUAAAAGCGCCCGCGUUCUCGGCCACACCAGCUUUCCCGGCUUCCAUCCAGAUCUGGUCUUUCGGAGCUAAUAGGAUUGGCGAGCUUGACCCCUCGGAGCAGCCGCAGCUUGAGCUGGUCAUUUGUACAGAUUGGGGCGCACCGAAGCAGUUCAGGUGGAGUCCGACCAGUACGGUUGAGAAGCCAGGAUAUUCCGAAGAUAGUGAUGAGGUUCAUCUCGGUCUUCUCGCGGGCAUCUGGUCAGACGGGCGGGUCAGAAUACUCGACGUUUCGUACUCUAAGCUCGACGCAACCUCGACAGAGACUCAGUAUGUACAUUACUCACAAGCAGCAUUCGACGUCGACUUCCCACAAACAGUCCCCUCCUGCAUUCACUGGCUUUCCAGCACCUCACUCGCCGUCGCCACCGCAGCAGGCACCCUCGCAAUCUGGACACUGAACCGGGCAGAAACCUUCCCCCCAGCUGGAUCAACCACCUACGUGCCAAAACCCUGGUUCUUCAAGCAAAUCGCCGACACCUACAUCCUAACCCUCGCAUCCGGCCGCCCCUCCCGACCAAACUACAUCUCCAUCACCACGGCGGACGGCUUCGCACGACUGUACGACCUGCGCUCCCCCACCGCCGACACCGUCCCCUCGAUCCGCGGCCGCGGGCUAUGCACAGCACAAGCAUGGCACGAACAAACCCAGUCCUUCACCAUGUCCGACGAGCUCAUCAUGCUCAAGCACAACUCCCUGCGCCGCUUCUACCACAACCUGUACACGAUGCGCGCCGAGAGCACGAUUUCCUGCGUGGCAACGAGCCCCGUGCAUCCCGGCGUGCUGGUCGGGACUGCAGACGGCACUGUCGCGUCGGGGAAUCCGCUGGCAAGGAUUCUGAACUACAAGGAGAUGCCGUGGCAGCAGAAUUGGUUUGCGCAUGAGUGGAGGGGCCCUGUGGAUAGGCUGGUUGUUGAUGCGCCGAGGGAUCCGGAGUUACUGGAUGGUGGGCCGGUGCAGCAAUCUGUGGCUACUCGCGCUGAUGGCGAUGUUGGUGUUGACGUCGUUUCUAGCGACCCUGUGGCAAACGUUUCGGAGACACCGCAGACUGCUGUCUCGCAGUCGGUACUCAAUGAACCUCUGGUUCGCAUCACGGCGGGCUUCAAGGCUAAUCAGCCGGGUAUGCAGGACUCGAUUACAUCUAAGAGGAAGCCGACGGACUUGGAGUGGGGUCGGUAUAUCACUGUCUUCGAGGAGCAGUCUGCUGUCACGACUUUGUCUUGGAAUCCGAAUCUGAAGUUCGGGACGUGGGCGGUUGCGGGGAUGGGCAGUGGGCUGUUGCGCGUGGAGGAUAUUGGGGUUUGAAGAUUCGCGGGGGAUGUUGCGCGGGAGGGUUUGGGCUCUGCUUGAGGCGAUGGCCUCUCAUUGAGAACCUGGUCUGAUGGGGUCAGCAGAUUAGACUCCAGUUCGUGAUAACUAAGGAGUGCCAAAACUCUUUUCGUGCCUCCUUUUGUUGGCAUAGUUCUAUUCGCAUCUGAUAUUCCCUCCAGUACUGACGGAAAGCACUUUUUACCGCAGCCAUACAUGAU